CGGUGGGGUCCCAUUGGACAUUGUCCCAAGUGUAUCCCCGUUGGACUACACGCGUCACUUCCUGAACGGCUUGCUGGGUUUCCCAAAUUUACCAACUCUGCCACUUCGGCCAUCGGAACCGGAUGACGACGAAUCAUGUCCUCACUCCCCACUCGCAUCCUUCCUUCGUCCUCCUCACUAUAAAUUAAAGCCCUCGAGCAUCCUCAAGAUUUUCACUCCUAAAUGAAAAGCAUCGAAGAGAAACUUUUCUGAUUAUCGAUUUCAGGGAGAACAGUGUUCUAGGGUUAGGGUUUUUGAAGAGAAUGGGGAGAGGGAAGGUUCAGUUGAAGCGAAUCGAAGAUAAGAACAGUCGGCAAGUGACAUUCUCGAAGCGACGUACCGGAUUGAUCAAAAAAGCUCGCGAACUCUCCAUACUCUGCGAUGUCGAGAUCGCUCUCAUCGUCUUCUCCGCUAGAGGCAAGCUCUACCAGUUCUGCACUGGCGACAGUUUAAGAAAAGUCCUAGAGCGCUAUCAGAUUCACAAAGAUGCAGAAGUUGCUGGCAGUAGUGUUCAAGAAUCCAAGAAGCUUACGGAGGGAUAUAUGGAUUUCAGUAGAGGCACCAACCUACUUCAAAUGGUUCAAAGGCACUUUGAAGAGCAAAAGAUUGAGCAGCUAGAUGUGGCAGAGCUCACUCAAGUAGAACACCAAUUAGAUGCUAUACUCCGCCAAACCAGAAUCAAAAAGUCACAGCUAAUGAUGAAAGCUGUCACGGCUCUCCAUGAAAAGGAGGAACAGCCAAGAGGGGGAAGGCAAUUAAUGGAAAAAGAGAUCACAGCAAUGAUCAAUGAGGCCACCAUGGACGACGAUUGCCGCCGCCACCAGCAGCAGCAGACGCAGCAGGGGGACCCAGAUAUGGACCUGGAGCUGUAUGGCUACACUAACAAUACAAACAACAACAACAGUAGUACAGGUAGCGGCGGUGGUGGUGUGUAUCAUCAUCUCCAACAAGAAGAAAGUAUGUUUUAUUUGCUUUGAAGGCGGCGCUGAAGAAGAAGAAGAAAAAGAAGAAGAAGCAGCAGCUAUUACUAUUAUUAUUAUUAUUAUUAUUAAGUUGUGUCAUUCCUCUCGAAGGAAAGCAAAUAGUGAUGUUUUACCCUCAGCGCCACCUGGCUCAUCCUCUACCUUUCACUUCUGCUGGUUCUAGUACGGUACAUAUAUAUGUUUGUGUGAUAUCUUUUAUAUGCCUUCGAAUCAAUAAUGUUUGAGUUGAGAGGGGGGAUCCAAAUCCUUGUUCUCAACUCUAUCUCGGACUUUGUUUUUCGGUUGGACCGUAUAAAAAGCGUAAAAGGUGUUGGAUACUUAAUUAAAUCUGGUGACUGGACCUGACCAUGCCACCUGUAUCCACGUGAUUCUGCUUA
Molecule: messenger RNA, 1399 nt
Organism: Camellia sinensis
Lineage: Eukaryota; Viridiplantae; Streptophyta; Magnoliopsida; Ericales; Theaceae
Product: agamous-like MADS-box protein AP1
Biological process (GO): positive regulation of transcription by RNA polymerase II
Cellular component (GO): nucleus
Molecular function (GO): protein dimerization activity; RNA polymerase II transcription regulatory region sequence-specific DNA binding; DNA-binding transcription factor activity
Source: RefSeq, a predicted model, not a curated record